AUGCAGACGGAAGUCCAAAAAAACGGCUUAGAGGAGGAGGAGUCCUCUAGACCAAUUAAGAGACGUGCCCGAAUCGCAUGUAUUCAUUGUCAACUCCGCAAGGUCCGAUGCAAUGUUUCGGUGCAUGGCAUGCUUUGUGUUAACUGCAGACUGGAUGACCAAGAUUGUACCGUCAUACCAAGGGCACAAAAACGGUUUCCCUGUCCAGGGUUAAAUUUCUUAACACCUCGAUUGAAUCAGCGGCAACCGCGGCAGACACCGAUGUCUUUACCUCUAAUCCAAACUUCCAGCACUCAACAACCGUCCGACUCUGAAUUGCAAGACAAUUCGGCCCAACCUGUUGUUCAGGAAAGUGUUAAUCCGGCAAAAACAUCCAUUGCACAUGAUCUUGUCAGGCCACUAGCUGAAUUGUUAGACACGAGUCGGCAGGAAACUCUACAUUCGAAUCAGUCUUCAUCUAAUGUUGAAACUACAAGUCCAUCUUCCGGCUCGACACGGUCCGGUGGACUUUCAUCGGGGAAAGCUGAUAUACUGCCCAUUUAUGAGGGCUGUGCAAUUUCCUUGGCUUCUUCGACGCAUAUGAGCGACACAUUUGUUCAUUUUUCCCAUUAUCAAUGCAUCGAGGCAUAUAACCUAGCUCGUGUCGAACCUUUCGCUGCUUCACUUCUUGAGGAGCUAGGAUUGUUUAUUAGGCACUACUUCUUAUACAUCCAUCCAGUACUCCCCGUUAUGGAUGAGAUGGAAUUUCUGGACAUGUUCUGUACAAACACCGUACAACCACCUUCUCAAAAGCGAGUGCCGCUCUUCCUUCUUCAAGCCAUACUCUUUCUCGCUAGCUCGUUGCUGCUGACGUAUCACGAACCUUUCACCAGUGAUGGAGUCAGUGCUUUCUGGUUAAGCCAAGCAGUUGAUUACUCAAGAAGAGCUGGAGCUCAUCUAUAUACCCAGAUGGAAGAUGAUUCACGUGAGAAGAUAUUUCUAAAACGUCUAUGGUGGUGUUGCAUAUUGCGCAACCGGAUUAUGGCAUUGGUAUUACGACAAAGACCACAAAUCAAGUCCACGGACUUUGAUUUCUCCCUACCAGGACCGAGCCAAGACGAUUUCGCGGAUGAGAUGGGAUGUUCCAUGGUAUAUGACAGAACCACAAAAGUAAACCUAGUACACCUUUUCGGAGUGCUCUGUGAACUGGCCGUCAUACUCAAUGAUAUUCUUGAACCGAACCAUGAAGAAAUGAGGCGGUGGUCCUGUGAGCUCGAUAUAUGGUACAAACGAGCUCUCGAUAGAUUUGGAGUCCUAACAUCCGUUCCUGAAGCCCAUGAGUCUCUAAUCCUCUUCACAAAUAUGAUAUGCAUAUACUACAACACCGCGAAGGCUUUUGUGUGCCAUCAUGACCUUCUGCUCCUAACGGUUCGAGACAAGAAUCAAGAGAACCAGGAAGGCCUUCGAUUUCAAGCUCAGAUGAGUAUGAUUGCAUUCCUACGUAGCAUAACUGAUAAUCUAUUUGAAUUGGAGCACAUGGUGACUACACUUCCAUUGUACGUCAAUGGAACUAACACUCUUAGUAUCGGCGUCUCUGCUUUCCCAUUUAUCUGGUACUUGCUUGAUAUGAGAUCAAAGUCCCUUACACUAUCACGCAAGACUCAAAGAGGGUUGGAAGUAUACAUCAAUAUCAUGUGGCGAUUCCGAUCACGUUUUGAAAAUACUAACGACGUAAUUUUAAGUAUCAAAAGGACUAUGGAUUAUAUCCAGACUAAUGAAGGACCGGCACCGGCUUUCACUAGUCCUACUCACCAAAGCCGAAGGCAUGUAAUAACAGCACCGACGCGAAGCUUGCUCAUAAGAGACGAAUUGACUGACAUAUUUCUUAAAGACCCAUUGGCAUUUCUUCGGAUCUCAAUCACCGUGGAAUCCUCUCUAUCACGCGGACGAUUCCCUUCUGAAGCUGACUUUCCGGAAGAAUUGCGCGCAAUUCAACAACAAUAUGAGGUACCCGACCUUGCUUUCUUAGCAAAUAUAACUGAGGGUAUGUGGUGGGCGCACUUACAAGAAGUGUUGGAUGCAGGCGUCAGAGCUUAA
Bipolaris victoriae FI3 is the source of this 2076-nucleotide messenger RNA. RefSeq lists its product as hypothetical. NCBI's taxonomy places the organism in Eukaryota, Fungi, Ascomycota, Dothideomycetes, Pleosporales, Pleosporaceae. The coding region runs from base 1 to 2076 and encodes 691 amino acids. The transcript has 7 exons. Gene Ontology annotation, molecular function: DNA-binding transcription factor activity, RNA polymerase II-specific; zinc ion binding; DNA binding. The record is from RefSeq and is a predicted model, not a curated record. Gene Ontology annotation, biological process: DNA-templated transcription; regulation of DNA-templated transcription.